GUGUAAGGCACCACGAGACACAGGGUAAUGAGCACGCACCACGGCAGAUAGCGUCGUCUGCGGAGGAGUCUGGGAGGCCCUUCAUUCUGCGGUGCUUUUCUUAGACUCCAUCCUAGAACGCACGCCGUGCUUGGAAGCUAUUCAUCGUACCAGGAGAAACUGGUAUUUUUUAUCCUGUUUCUUCUUGUGUGAAGAGGGAUUCCCUCUCUGAUACACUGAAUGUAAAUGGAGGAAAAAACUGUGAUAUAGCCAGGAGGGAUGCUGUAGGGAAGGGCAAGUGUGUGUGCACCCGUGUAAAGAUGCGGAAGAUAGUUCGAGAUGGAAAACUCAAGAGCUAAUGCUAAGAACUGUAUUUUAAAAGGUGAAGGCGAGUACCAGAAAGAAGAGCUGUGGGCGUUGACAGUGGCCGGCCGCUCCUUCAGAGUGGACCUGGGCGUGGGGAGGGAGGCUGUUCGGGGUGCUCUCUGCCUUCAGAGUGGAUUAAUGUAAGAAGUCUAAGAUGGAACAUCACAUCACCUAGAAUAAAGUUCUUGAGUUCAAAUCUGGUUCCUAAGAAACAUCAAAGGAAGCCUGCACCAGAGGCCUCCCAGGGUCUCUUUGGAAGCUGGACUCCAUCCACUGUGUGAGACGGAAUGGCACCCCCCACCAGUGUGUUCUCCUCUUUACUGCUGCUGGCCACUGUUGCAGGUUGUGCCUGUGGCCCGUGCAGCGAGGGGAGGACAUUCGCCAAUGCCGUCAUUUCACCAAACCUGGAAACUACCCAAAUCGCAUGGGUGCCUCAGACCAGCCCUGUGGCAGACUGCACGGCCGCGUGCUGUGACCUGGCCCUCUGUGACCUGGCCUGGUGGUUUGAGGGCCGCUGCUACCUGGUGAGCUGCCCGCGCUCCGAGAGCUGCGAGCCCAGGGAGAUGGGCUCCGUCAGGUCCUACCUCACCUUCGUGCGCAGGCCGGCCCGCAGGCCCUCGCAGCUGCUCCGCUACAGGGAGAUGGUGCUCCGCAGGAGGUCCCCCUCGGGACUCUGGGGGGACUCUCCUGAGGGUCUCAGAAAGGACUUGUCUCCUCUGGGCCCCGCUCUCCGCCUGAGAAGGGCGUCGGAGUACUCCGAUGACUACAGGGACCCUGAGCAAGACCCCUUCCAGCCCCUCAGCAAGCAGGAGCCCAGAGGCAGUGCCGAGUACACCGACUGGGGCCUGUUCCCGGGUGGCCCCUCUGCUGGAGACGGCCUGCCCUGGGCCGCCGAGGAGCAGAAGGACCCUGAGUGGGGCCCAGAGGAGACGUUGGAGUACUCCGAUGACUACAGGGACCCUGAGCAGGACCCCUUCCAGCCCCUCAGCAAGCAGGAGCCCAGAGGCAGUGCCGAGUACCCGGACUGGGGCCUGUUCCCUGGUGGCCCCUCUGCUGGAGAUGGCCUGCCCGGGGCCACCCAGGAGCAGAAGGAUCCUGUGCUCCGUCCGCUGAAUGGGUCAGCACGGACCCCGGCCCCAAAACGAUCCUCGGAGAGCAGGACGUCGCUGCCCUGGGUGACAGCUCCACCUUCCAGAGAGGCCUUGGGAAAGGAGACUGUUGGGCUCCAGGACGCACCCAGCAGUGGCUCUGGGGAAGAGGGACGCAGUCUCAGUGGGUCCUUCUGCAACUUCCCAGCCUGCACCAGUGAGGUUCUAAUGCCUUCCCGUCAUCCUUCUCCAGCCAGACUGGAGUUCAGCCCAGCCUCUACUGAGGAGAGCCCACUUCUCACAGUCCCCACAAGGAGCCCAGAUCAUGGCGCCCCAACCCGUCCCGCUAGCCUCAUCCCUGCUGAGCCCACCCCGUCAGAGCAACCUGCAUCUCCGACCACUGCUUCCCGGACAGUGAAAGAACUCUUGGUGUGGGCCGGCGAGAAUCGAAUUGUGACUUUGCCGGAGCGCGAGGUAGAACUGAAGGCUUCUGUCGUGCCCGCACCGCCUGCAGAAACCACCUACAGCUAUGAAUGGAGUUUAGUAAGCCACCCUGGAGACUACCGAGAGGAAAUAAAAGAAAGACACAUGCAAACUCUUAAUCUCUCUCACUUGUCGGCAGGACUUUAUGCCUUCAAAGUAGCAGUUUCUAGUGACAGUGCCUUUGGAGAAGGAUUUGUCAAUGUCACCGUUAAGCCAGCCAGAAGAGUCAACCUGCCCCCCACAGCGGUGGUGUCUCCCCAGAUGCAAGCGCUCACCCUGCCUCUGAUGUCAGCCUUCAUCGACGGCAGCCAAAGUACAGAUGACACUAAAAUCGUGAGUUAUCGCUGGGAAGAAAUUAGUGGCCCCUCCCGAGAGGAGAAGACCCCAGCUGACUCCCCUGUCCUCCAUCUGUCUAAUCUCAUCCCUGGAAACUACACUUUCAGACUGACUGUUACAGACUCGGAUGGAGCCACUAACUCCACAACUGCAGCCCUCAUAGUCAACAGUGCUGUGGACCAUCCUCCAGUUGCUAAUGCAGGACCAGAUCAGACCAUAACUUUGCCCCAAAACUCCAUCACUUUGAAUGGAAACCAGAGCAGUGAUGAUCACCAGAUUGUCGUCUAUGAGUGGUCCCUGGGUCCAGGGAGUGAGAGCAAAGAGGUGGCCAUGCAGGGCGUCAAGACACCAUACCUUCAUUUGUCUGCCCUGCAGGAAGGAGACUAUACAUUCCAGCUGACGGUGACGGAUUCUUCAAAGCAGCAGUCCACGGCUAUGGUCACUGUGACUGUCCAGCCCGAAAGCAACAGACCUCCAGUGGCUGUGCCUGGCCCCGACAAGGAGCUGAUCUUCUCGGUGGAGAGCACCACGCUAGACGGCAGCAGGAGCACGGAUGACCAGGGCAUCGCCCUCUCCCACUGGGAGCACGUCAGAGGCCCCGGCGCCAGGCAGGUGGACGGUCCUGAUGAGGCCAUAGACGCCGUGCGGGCUCUCCAGGCGGGUGCCCGCCGCUCCCGUGUGACCGUGACGAACCUGCAGGGGCUGAGUGGCACAAGCGCCCUCACCACGGCCGUGAGGAAGGCAAACAACAGCCCUCCCAGAGCCCACGCUGGUGGCCACCGUGUGCUUGUGCUGCCCAGUAACGGCAUUACCUUGGAUGGUUCGAGGUCUACGGAUGACCAGGGAGUUGUGUCCUACCUGUGGGUCCGGGACGGCCAGAGCCCAGCCGCUGGGGAUGUCAUCAGCGGCUCCGACCGCAGCGCAGCCCUGCAGCUUACCAAUCUGGUGGAGGGUGUCUACACGUUCCGCUUGCAAGUCGUUGACGGUCAGGGGGCCUCGGACACGGACACAGCCACCGUGGAAGUGCGGCCAGACCCCAGGAAGAGUGCACUGGUGGAGCUGAUCCUGCAGGUGGGCGUGGGGCAGCUGACCGAGCAGCAGAAGGACACCCUCGUGAGGCGGCUGGCGGCCCUGCUGAAUGUGCUAGACUCAGAUGUUAAGGUUCAGAAGAUCCAGGCCCACUCAGACUUCAGCACCAUCAUUGUGUUUUACAUCCAGAGUGGGCCGCCUUUCAAGGUUCUCAAAGCUGCUGACGUGGUCCGAAAUUUGCACAGACGGCUCUCAAAAGAGAAGGCUGAUUUCUUGCUUUUUAAAGUCUUGAGGAUCGACACAGCAGGCUGCCUUCUGCGGUGCUCAGGCCACGGCCACUGUGACCCCAUCACGAAGCGCUGCGUGUGCUCCCAGCUGUGGAUGGAGAACCUGAUUCAGCGUUACCUCCAGGAUGGGGAGAGCAACUGCGAGUGGAGUGUGUUCUACGUGGCAGCGUUGGCUCUCACUGUCCUCGGGCUGACCGGGGGCGUACCCUGGCUUUGCCUCUACUGCAGGAGACGAAAAAGGACUAAAAUAAGAAAGAAAACCAAGUAUACCAUCCUGGACAGCGUGGACGAGCAGGAGAGAAUGGAGCUGAGGCCCAAGCGCGGUAUUAAACACCGAAGCACGGAGCACAACUCCAGCCUGAUGGUGUCCGAGUCGGAGUUUGACAGUGAUCAGGACACCAUCUUCAGCAGAGAGAGGAUGGAAAGAGGGAAUCCAAAGGUUUCCGUGAAUGGGUCCCUCAGAAAUGGCUCUCCCUUCAGCUAUUGCUCAAAGGACAGAUAAGGAAGCAGCUGUAAACUCAAAGGUUACCCCCAGCAAUCCCUGAAUCCAGGACCAGUGAAUGGGAGUUAACACACAGAGCUAACUCCUGUGAGAAUCGUGCAUUAUGGUCCUUUCACAGCGGGCUGGAUGUGUGUCCCUGCGUUUAAAAGAUCUGUUUUCUUGGAGCGUUUGAGUUAUGAAACAAAACAUUAACGUUGCUCUUUUAGCAGAGAUGCUUGCUGAUAGGGAUACAGUUUGGGUGAGAUACGAGGUAUGUACUUAAAAGAGUUUGUGCUUUGUAGCUGGCACAGUGUUUAUAGUACCUUUGUGAAAGUAAGGAUGGACACCUGCGUCUAUCUGCAGACCUCUAGAUAAGUUAAACACAUUUAGAGAGUCUCAUUUCUCUUGGGAGCUGUGAUUGCCUUCAAGGACGAUUUUCCAGACAUGGUUUCUCUGGUCGGGCCCCCACAGUCCCAAGGCUGCUGUGUCUGUUACAAUAGCUUAUUGGAGGUGUGGGUUGUCUUCUGUGUAGCAAGUUUUCUGUGCUGACCAAGAAACCCGAACAGAGCAGAAACCCCCGGGACCUUUAUUCCUGGCUAUGGCCAACCACUGUUUCUGUGUCCUCUGUGGACAGCAGCUCCUGGGAAUCCGAGAGCUGAGUGAGAAUCACAGGACAAGGACCAGAGGCACAGAAAGGGACGUGGGGGCUUAGUGACCUGUAGGUUUAAAGUUGAAGGUUGCAUGGCAACAUUCUUUGCCUUUUCUUUCUUCUAGACAAAAAAACUACCCUGAAGCCUCUCCUAGCCCUAGUGUACAUUAGACAUGAUAAAAGUGAUUAUUAACUGAUGGAGCAUUUAUUGAGUAUGUUCAUAGGCCGUGCAUUUGGAUUGCCUUAGAUAAGAAUAAUGACUCAGCAACUUUGUACAUAGUCUCAAAAUCAGAAAUACAGCCUGUCUUAAUUAGGAUGGUAUGUUCAUGAUCAUUGGCCUACAGGUUCUUUCCGUGAUAACAAAUUGACAUAGACAUUCACUUCAUAUGUUUAAAAAACAUAUUAAACUUUUUUUUUUUUUAACCAAAUCUUAUUUGAAUGUUUGGGGGGGAAAAACCAUCCCCAAUCACAGAACACCACAGAGCAGUGACCUGGGGUGAACCGUAGCCUAUGGAGGUGGCUGGCUCAUGGUGGUUCUCUACCUAGCCUUAAGGUGGGUUCUCUACCCAACCAAGAUGGGUGGCCCGGGAGGGGCCCAUUGGCAUUCUUUGGAGAGAUUAGAGGUGGGGCCCAUCACGGAUCUGAACCCGUGUUGUGGCCUCAGGCGGGAACACACCUGAAGAGUAUCCUGGUGAACAAGUUUCUGUGAAACUGGGAUGGCUUUACCACGAUUAAGUGGAAGAGCAAGAGGAUUAAACAAGCCGUGUUAAACCAUCAGAGUGGGAACAAAUGAGAAGAUAGUUCCUGUGGGUCCCUGAAGAAAAUGAAGCUUGCAAGUGCUUUUGUUCUCUCUGGUUGUAUUUAUCCUCGUGAGAUCAUCUUGCUUGCAGUUUUGUACUUUCUGGGGAACGUACUGUAAGUGUAAGACUGUUUUAUUUAAAACAUAAUUUCUUUGCUUAGGUUUCCUCUUUCCGCAUUGUUAGUCAGUUCAGUCUGCUAUCUGGAAUGUGUGAUGUUUUUUACACCAGAAUUUAUCUUCAUAAACUCAGUAUCCGGGGUGCCUUGUGAGCAGAGUUGGGGGUUUUGUGUGCCACCGGGACUUUCUGGCCUCGAAGACUGCGGAAGAGCAGGUGGAUGGAGUGCAGUGACGAAGACGGGAGCGAGCGUGUGCUCAGUGUUUAUGUGCAUAAUACACAUACUAGAGAUGCCCGUCGGGUCCUUCCAGUCAACCUUGGAAAGUAGAUGCGAUUAUUCUCAUGUUGCAGGGAACGACCUGGAGUCCCAGAGAGGUUAAGUACCUUGUGCAAGGUGACAGCCAGAGUGC
Messenger RNA from Lutra lutra (Eurasian river otter), 6022 nucleotides. RefSeq names its product KIAA0319 ortholog. The coding region runs from base 633 to 4070 and encodes 1145 amino acids. The transcript is spliced from 22 exons. The record is from RefSeq and is a predicted model, not a curated record. Gene Ontology annotation, molecular function: protein binding; calcium ion binding. Gene Ontology annotation, biological process: homophilic cell-cell adhesion; negative regulation of dendrite development; neuron migration. Gene Ontology annotation, cellular component: plasma membrane; cytoplasmic vesicle. Lineage: Eukaryota; Metazoa; Chordata; Mammalia; Carnivora; Mustelidae.